GCUAGGCUGCUGGCGUGUGCGAAUGUGUCAUGUGUAAAUAAAUUGUGUAAAUGUUGUGCGUGUGAAUUAUUUGUUUGUAAUUUUAGAAAAUAGAAGCUAUUUUUAUAAAAUUUAAUAAAACAAUAUUAGGAAUUAACUUAUCUGUAAUAAUAUAUAGUUGUUUUUGAAGAAAACUGUGAUAUAAUUGUAGAAAAUGGACGAUAAUACAGAAGCACAAGCGCAGGCGCACAAUCUGCUGGGGCAGAAAACUCGGAAACAACCAAAGGUUGUGGAUAACGCAUUGACUAGGGCUUUGCGAUCAUGUUGUUUCAUUCCUCAACGCUACAUACUCGGAGUGAUGGGCCUUCUCGGAGUCUGCAACGCCUACACUAUGAGGGUGUGCCUGAACUUGGCUAUCACGCAGAUGGUGCUACCGAUCCACAAGAACGAAUCAGACUCUACCAAUAACAACACUGAACUAAUAUGCGAUAGCGACCCGAUCCCUGCCAACACUACAGUGUUUAUAAGUCCAUACGCAACACAAACCUGGGACCAGGCCACUCAGGGUCUAAUCCUAAGUGGUUUCUACUACGGCUACGCCGCCACUCAAGUCCCUGGAGGCUACCUGGCCGAGAAGUGGGGCGGCAAGUGGACCUUGGGCGUGGGUCUACUGAGCACAGCUCUGUUCACCUUCCUUACUCCGUGGGUCAUCCGUAUGGGUAAUGGAGGCUGGGGUGGCCUGUUCGCUCUUAGAGUGCUUCAAGGAAUGGGAGAGGGUCCCACGAUGCCAGCUCUCAUGAUAAUGCUGGCCAGAUGGGUGCCGCCACACGAGCGCUCUUUCCAAGGCGCCCUCGUCUUCGGCGGUGCUCAGAUCGGCAACAUUUUCGGCUCCUUCAUGUCCGGCAUCCUAUUGUCUGAUGGCCAAGACUGGGCCAAUGUGUUCUACUUCUUCGGUGGCUUUGGUCUGCUAUGGUUUCUUUUGUGGAGUUUAUUCUGCUACAGCACACCGAACACGCAUCCAUUUAUCUCAAAGAAGGAGCUCAGCUAUCUGAACGCCAACGUGACAACGGCCGACCACAAGGCCGCCAAGGACCCGGUGCCAUGGAAGGCUAUACUGAGAUCGUGGCCCGUGUGGGCGUUAGUUUGUGCCGCUGUCGGCCACGACUGGGGUUACUACACUAUGGUCUCAGACUUACCAAAGUACUCUCACGACGUCCUCAAAUACAACAUCGCGACCACCGGCUUGCUGACCGCCCUGCCCUAUGCCGCUAUGUGGAUCAGCUCCUUUAUAUUCGGAUUUGUUUGUGACCUGUGCAUCAAAAAGGGCUGGCAUACGAUCAAAACUGGAAGGAUCAUCCAUACAACUAUAGCUGCAACGGGCCCCGCGAUAUGCAUCGUUCUUGCGUCAUACGCAGGCUGUAACCGGGACCUCGCCAUGGCUUACUUUGUCCUCUCCAUGGCUUUGAUGGGAGGAUUCUACAGCGGAAUGAAGGUGAACGCGCUAGACUUGGCGCCGAACUAUGCCGGCACGCUGACGUCUCUAGUCAACACCACGUCCACCUUUGCAGGGAUCGCCACUCCCUUCCUUAUCGGACUGUUAACCCCUAAUUCAACUCUAAGCGAGUGGCGCGUCGCCUUCUGGGUGUGCUUCGCCGUGUUGGUCGGCACCAACGUGGUGUACUGCAUCUGGGCGGACGGCAAGCAGCAGUGGUGGGACGACGUGCGGCAGUUUGGCUACCCGCCGAACUGGAACCAUGGCCCGCUUGUCAGAGACACAGUGCCUGACCAGGAAGCCGUUAUGACGAAAAUGACCAACAAAAGUAGCGACAAUGACGUUUAUUAGCGAUUACUCAUUUGUGGGAAUAGUGAACAUCAUUAUAAUUUACUAUAUGACGUUCUAGAAUAAGACGAAUGGGAAUGCCCCUUAUUGUUGUAGACACAAAAUGAUGAGUUCAUAGUAGGUAUAUUAAACAUUUAUUAAAUAACUGUAUAUGGCAUAAUAUCUACUCCUAAAGAGUGUAGGUAUUUGUUGAAUGUUUUUUAUUCCUGAGUUUUGUAUUUUACGUGUGUCUUUAUCUGAAUGAGGAUUGAGGAUGUAUUUGGUCGUCUAGUACCUGCUAUACAAAAUGUUUUUACUAAAAAUUAAGUUAACUGUGAAAUUAAGUUACUUAGGCUGAUUUACAUGCAAUAUUGCUAUGAAUAUUCUGCCACCUCUCCUAAGUCAUCAAGUAUCAAAUUUACUUCUCAAGAACCAACACGAUCAAUACCUAUCUAUGUAUUUUAUGUUCAAGGUUCAUACUCACAGUUUAUUCAUGGAUUCCAAGUUAACUCCAUUUUGAUAUUCAUUCCUAAAGGUACCUAGGCAACGGAUGCCAUGCACAAGAAACGUGUUAAAAUAUAUGAAUACUACUUAUUCAAAGUACUUAUUGAGUCAAGGAUUACUUUAUUCCUUGUUUUACGUUACUAGUGUCUAUUCUUACCGACAAUGUUUCGAACAAAAUGCAUCAAAUUUACAAGACCUUUAAGUACAGUCACCACAGGGGAUUGUUAUGCCAUUAAGGGUUCUUGCUAAAUUGGAAAUUCUAUAGCGUAAGUAUUGAACAACCAAUUUAGCUAGGACUCUACAUGGCGCAACGCGUGAUGGUACCUGGUCUACACUAGCCGCAAUUUUUGUUUCAGACUGUCUUAAAUUGCCAGCAAAGUAAUUGCAUUUUAUAUACCUAACUAUAAAUACCUAAUAUAAUUAUUCUGCCGUUUCCAAACAAAAGAGAACAUUCCUUGUUGUCAUAAGGCUGUAAUAGCACAUAGACUUAUAAGAAAUACACCUUAUAAAACGUCAAAAUAAAAUUUUGAACUCAUAUUAUAUUUAUUGUUAUACUGAAAUUGAUGUACUCUUAGGCCCUGGUCUCCUAUUUUAUGCUGUACGCGGCGUCUGGCGUCAGCGUCAACGUUUUUGAACAAAAAAGACGCUGACGUCGACGUCUAAAACAGACCACAACAGUACAUCUCUAUAGUAAGCAUCGUGACGCAGACGCUGU
This is a messenger RNA of Cydia fagiglandana, 3017 nucleotides long. RefSeq names its product putative inorganic phosphate cotransporter. NCBI's taxonomy places the organism in Eukaryota, Metazoa, Arthropoda, Insecta, Lepidoptera, Tortricidae. The record is from RefSeq and is a predicted model, not a curated record. The transcript is spliced from 9 exons. Gene Ontology annotation, molecular function: transmembrane transporter activity. Gene Ontology annotation, biological process: monoatomic anion transport; transmembrane transport. Bases 194 to 1822 code for a protein of 542 amino acids. Gene Ontology annotation, cellular component: plasma membrane.